Molecule: messenger RNA, 726 nt
Organism: Parasteatoda tepidariorum (common house spider)
Lineage: Eukaryota; Metazoa; Arthropoda; Arachnida; Araneae; Theridiidae
Source: RefSeq, a predicted model, not a curated record
AUGGCCCACAAGCAUUCGCUUGAAGCUCUCGACAGGUCCCUAAAAGAUAUCAAAGAUAAUACUCGGCUUUUUGGUGGUGCUCUACUGCUGCUGUCAGGUGAUUUCAGACAAACAUUACCCCUCAUUCCACGUGCGACAUAUGCGGACGAAAUAACCGCAUGUUUGAAAGAAUCUUAUCUGUGGCGAAAAGUCAGUAAAUUAUGCCUUACUCUUAAUAUGCGUGUUCAACUUCAAAAUGAUCGAUUAGCGUCAAGAUUCUCUGAACAACUGUUAGACAUUGGCAAUGGUGAAAUUCAAUUGUAUGAAGAUACACAAUAUAUUCGACUCCCACAGAGUUUUUGCAACAUGGUGCCUACCAAAGAGGAGUUAAUAAAAAGUAUCCUUCCAGAUUUGCCACAUAAUUAUGCUAAUCAUGCAUGGCUACGUGAGCGAGCUAUUUUAGCCGCAAAAAAUUUAGAUGUUGACGCAAUCAAUUUUAAAGUACAACAAUCAUUGCCUGGCAGUGAAAUUACAUUCAAAUCGAUUGACACUGUUGUUGAUCUUGAUGAAGUUGUCAACUAUCCAGCCGAGUUUUUAAAUUCACUGGAUUUACCUGGAAUGCCAUCCCAUAAUUUGCGAUUGAAGAUUGGUUCACCUAUAAUUUUGCUUAUGCUCCGAAAUUGUGUAAUGGCACGCGACUGGUCAUUAAAAAAAUCAUGGGUAACACUUUGGAAGCCACUAUUUUAA